Messenger RNA from Rotaria socialis, 2319 nucleotides. The record is from the annotation of a GenBank genome assembly. Lineage: Eukaryota; Metazoa; Rotifera; Eurotatoria; Philodinida; Philodinidae.
AUGCCAAGACUCAAGAGACGUCCGAAUGUAAAACCCAUUCCCGAGCAGGAUCCCAGUGCACUGCUUCGUGAGCAUAUGGUCAAAAAUAUCGAUGCACACAAUAUGCUUGUUUCCGAAUAUGAUGUUGUUAACCGACAAAGGCCAUUGCCAUUUUGGAAACGAGAUCUUAAAAUUCCUCAAUGGCUUUUAUUAGUGUUAGUGUCAUUGACUAUAGUUUUAUUUACAGGUUUUAUUUUAUUUACUACCGUUGUUACAUUGCAAAAACAAACGAAUGGAGGUCCAUGUAAAUCGAAUAGUGAUUGUCGUCAGGAUCUUGGUUUAAUGUGUAAUAAUUAUCGUUGUGGUUGUGCAUAUUCGCAUUUUUGGAGUGAUACAUAUGAUAUUUGUGAACGAAGACGAAUGAUCAAUCGAACAUGUGUUGAUGAUUCUAUGUGCGACUCAUUAGCAAAUUUAGAGUGUGAAAAUGUUACACUUUCAAGUGGUGGUUACCAAUUGCAAUGUCAAUGUCAAACUUCCAUGUCUUGGAGUGGACAUAGUUGUGUUUAUCAACUUACAAUUAACCAAUCAUGUACUCUUAAUGCGAAUUGUGAUAGUAGCCGAUUCCUAUUUUGUGAUGCUUCGAUCGGAGGCUACUGCAAUUGUAAUGUAUCGAUGUUUUGGAAUGGUGGGACUUUAAAGUCUGGUACAUGUGAAUAUAAACGUACAGUAGGUGAAUACUGUUAUCCGUAUAAUCAUAAUUGGUGCGAUGAUACAGGUCCUAUUGGUCAAGGCCUUACUUGCACUGCAUAUACAAAUCCUUAUGGAAGUGAAUAUGGUGUAUGUCAAUGUUCUACAAAUCAAUAUUAUAAUGGUACUGCUUCGUUAGCUAACGGAUAUUGUGUAAAUCAACAUCGAUAUAAUGAAUCAUGUACAUUAACAUCUCAAUGCGAUUAUCGAGUUAAUUUAAUAUGUUCAAAUAAUCUUUGUACAUGUCCAUCAGGUACAAAUUAUGAUUCUACAAUGAGUAUUAAUGGUAUUACAGGCUAUUGUACAGCGGCUGAAGGUUAUAUGGAUAAUUGUACAGCUUCUUUGACAUGUAGUUCAUCACAAAGUCUUUAUUGUGAUUUUACAUAUUAUGGUAACGUAUCAGCGUCUGGCAAAUGUCUAUGCAAUAGUUCAUGGUCUUAUUGGGAUGGUACAACGUGCGCAAGUAAAUUAUCAAUUGGUGGCGAAUGUUCAAGCAAUAUCAAUUGCAUAUCAUCACUCGGUCUAUUUUGUAGCAAUUAUACACAAUCGAUGGGGACAUGCGAUUGUGACAGUUCUCAUUAUUGGAAUGGUACAUGUUCACUUAAACUAUGGUAUAAUGUAUCGUGUACAUCGUCAUAUGUUUGUGAUGAUAAUCGCGGCUUACAAUGUCAAGGUCUUGGUGGUAUUAUGUUUCAAAAAUGCGAUUGUUAUAAUACAAGUUAUAUUUGGGAUUCAUUGUACAUUACUCGACAGGAUAAAUGCAUGCUUAAACUAGGAUAUAAUCAGUCGACCUGUCAUGGUAAUCUUGAAUGUCAAGAUUAUAAUUAUUUAGUAUGUAAUGGUACUAAAUGUGCCUGUCUUUAUACGGCUUAUUGGGAUGGUACUGUAUGUCAACCGAAACGAAAUUAUACAGAUCCAUGUUCGUUUACUUAUCAAUGUCGAGAUUUUGGCCCGGUGAAUCUAAUCUGUAUAAUGGGCACAACAGUACCGCCAGUUUUGCAAUGUCUUUGUAAUGCGACUUCAUUUUGGGAUGAUUGUCAACAAGCAUGCGUUGUUUCUAAAAAGAUUUAUCAAUCUUGUACACUUACUACGAACUGUUCAAGUAAUGAAUGUGAUAAAGCAGCAAAUUUACAAUGUCUUAAUACUAGCCUUUCAUCUAACGCAGGAUGGUGCAAUUGUACUAGUUUACAAUGGUGGAAUGGCUCUUAUUGUCGUGACAAAGGCAUACCAGCUUGGGGAUCGAAUUCGAGUGCCCUAUGCAAUUCAUCAUAUCAAUGUGCUGAUUACAAUUUAGUUUCCUGUCCUCUCGGGGCCAAUUGGCCAAGUCUAAAUUCAACUUGCGAAUGUGCUACAACUAAGUAUUGGAAUGGUGUGACGUGCCUAGAUCGAGUUAUGAACGGUCAGCCUUGUACAUUAUGGAAUACUUCUGCAGUAAAUACAAGUACUUGUUUAAAUGCAGCUGGUGCUGGGCUACUUUGUAGUAGUAAUAGUAGUUGUACUUCGGGAACUUGUACAGGCGGGACUUGCUAUUGUCCUAGUGGUACGAGUUGGAAUUCAACAUUUCUUAUAUGUGUGAGCACGAGUUCUGGAUAA